GCUGCAAGGUGGACAAAGUGAAGAGCAACAGGCUGAUCUCGAAAAUAUUGCACGACUUCAACAGCAAAUCUAUAUGCAGCGCGCGUCGGCCGCAAUCCUUCCAACCGGAGCUAUGGGGCAGCGAGGAGAUGGAGGUGUUCAGCAAGGAGCGACAGCACAAGGACUACAGCAGGAGCAGAUGAAUGACGCCGGAGGACAAGGACAACAAGGGCAAGG
Messenger RNA from Amoebophrya sp. A25, 216 nucleotides. NCBI's taxonomy places the organism in Eukaryota, Dinophyceae, Syndiniales, Amoebophryaceae. The record is from the annotation of a GenBank genome assembly.